UAGGGCGUUGUGGCGACUCCUUCAUUCAUUCGCGGAGAAAAAGUCUCUGUCUUUAAAGCGUAACGUACCCAUAAGCGAGCAGAAAGGCGGAAAAAAAGAAAGAAGAGAGGCGUUUUGACUUGAUCGAAGCAGGAUAGCCCCAGUUUGCGCAGAGAGUGGGCUCUGCGUAAAGGACCGCUCACUCCAGAAAUACGCAGAAAUUUACUUUGGCAGGACAAAUUUCCAAGACGUCCAAUCCUUGGACACGUUCGACCGCUCAUGCGCGCAUCUGGUUAGGACUCUAAUUUAGAGAUAAUUCGCUCCCUCGCGCGCAAACAGGAACAUCAGCAUUUGUGCGUCCCGGGGAUUUUACCGUUGGAGCCUGUGUUUAAGGAAGACAUGGCCAAGUUAUUCCGAGCUGCAAUCAUGGGCCCACCAGGAUCAGGGAAAGGAACGAUAUCCAAGAGGAUUGCGCAAAGCUUUGGCCUGCAGUAUCUGUCCAGCGGCCACUUUCUACGAGAGAGCAUAGCGGCAAAUACAGAGGCAGGUCUGCUGGUGAAGACCUACGUAGAAAGAAGCAUGCUGGUGCCGGACCCCGUCAUGACCAGACUGAUGCUGCCCAGGCUGGAGCAGCUGAGCGGCCACAGCUGGCUGCUGGAUGGCUUUCCUCGGACUCUGUCGCAGGCCCAAGCCCUGAACAGUUUGUGCCAGCUCGACCUGGUCAUCAGCCUCAACAUCCCCUAUGAGACCCUGAGGGAGCGACUGAGCGACCGCUGGAUCCAUCCAACCAGUGGUAGAGUCUACAACAUGGGUUUCAACCCACCACGAGUGCAGGGUAAGGAUGACGUCACUGGCGAGCCACUGAUUCAGCAUGAUGAUGACAAACCAGAAGCUCUGAUGGCCAGGCUGAGACACUACAAAGAUGUGGCCAAACCUGUCAUAGACUUAUACAAAUCACAGGGAGUCCUGCACUCGUUCUCCGGUACAGAGACGGACCGGAUCUGGCCUUAUAUCAACUCUCUCCUCAGCACCAAGAUGCACACACAGCCGUCAGAUGCCGUCCAAACCCAGACACCCUGACACUGCUCCCAGUGAAGAGACCAUAGCUGGGGUAAUGUUUCCACGUGCUGGUCCCAACUUUCAGUUUCCUCAUUAAUACUGAAGUUUAGAGUGAUGGACAAGGACACUGAUCAAAGCUGAAGCCAUCCAACAUGUUUGUGAUUCGAUCACGUGUUGCUUUUUCAAAUGGACGGUUGUGUGCAAAGCUUUAUUGACUGUGUUGAUUUCUGCAAUGUCAUAGUGAAAUGUUUAGAUGCUUAAGGGAAUAUUACAGCUGAUCAUUUUUAUUUUGGAAAUCCUAGUUUUAUACCAGCACUUACCAUCAAGCAAUUCUUUCUCUUUUUUAUCGGUUCCAGUUCUCUCACAUUGAAUUUAAAUUUUUGCUCAUUGAUUGAGAUUAAAAGCAAAAGAAAAAGUAAAUAAUACAUAGAAAGGCUUCCCUUCAUUCUUAAAUAUUUGAUACCAAACUCCAUAUAAUUAUUGUUGUUCAGAAAAUAAAACUUACAUGAAAGCAGACUUAGGACAUAUUACUUAAAUAGUCUGUAAUCUUUACAAAUUUGAAUAAUCGCAUCCAAUUUUUGUAAUCAUGCAAACGACACCCCAUCACUGCCUCAAUGAUUAUACAGAUUUUUGAUUGAAACCCUUCUUGUACCCUUCGAAGUGCAGGUGGAGUUGUGGUUUUUCACAGAGCACAAUACACAUAACAAAAUCUGUUGUAUUAAAAUCUGUCUCACCACAGCCUUAACUGACAUAUUGACUGAGGGCAGCCCUGAUAUGAUGCAUUGUGUCGUAUCUCAAGCCUAAAUCAGUCUUAGACAGUCAUUUAUUGGGUCAGUUUUUUCUAAAAAGUUGAAGCCUGUGCUAGCCAGAGUGCUGUGUUAUAUGCUAUAUACAAUGCCUACAAGUCAGCUGUUACAUAUGAAACAAACCGUUUUUUAAUCAGCUCAGUGUUUCUAGAAUAUAUCCAUCGAUAAGGCAAAAGACCGUGCACUGUAUAAACUGCUAUUCUUUACGUUUUGUACUGAAACGCUGCAGCAUAUUAUGCACUCUGCAACUGUUAACAUGCAGGAGAAUGUACUGGGCUGGAGCCGGACUGUUUCAAGAAACCCCUCACAGUCGCUCUGCAGCACACUCUGUGGCUGGGAUGAAGACCAAUGCACAGAAUAUAGAGUGCCUUCAAUGUUGUUACAUUCCUUUGAAUAUGUGUCAAAGGUUGCCUUGAGAUUUGGGGUUCACAGAAUGUAUUGUUUUGCGGCGUUUGUUCAACUUUUAAAAUGCUGCUGGAUAUAAUGUUGGCAAGUAACAGGUCACUUUGAUGUAGUUUUGUUUUUCGUAUUGAUGACUGUAUAAAUCACUGUUGCAGGGUGAACAACCACCUGGGCCUUUUAUUUUUGGAAGUGACUGGUAAAGGUUUGUAAUGCUUUCUCACCCGACAGAACCGCUUCUUUCAGACGAGUUUAGUAUUGUAUUGUUUGGCUUUUAGCAAACAAUUAGCAACUAAACUGUUUGAUAAAGACCAGCACAUAGGGUUUGGCAUUAAUGCUGGCUCUGCAGUUUUCAAAUUUAAUCAUAACAUGUUGUCACCUACAUUGCAUAGUGAAUGUAAAUCAGGGAUUGGCCAGAAGUAACCAAUCACAUGCAAAAUUCACCUUUUUUUUUAAAUCAUUUUUUUCAUGAGGACAGAACUGCCUUGCAGUGUUUUUCUGGUGGACUUUUGGUUCUCCUUAUUGAAGGAUAGUCCGUGUUGUGUGUUGUACAGAUGGAAUCCCUCUAAGACAAAUGCAGACAAAAGAUGCAGAAAAGAAACACUUUUACUCAAUAGAAAAUAGGAGAUGUCUGCAACUUGUCCGUGUCUCGGUGUCCGCAGCUGAAAGAAGACAUCUGUUGAUGUUGAUUUGGUAAAGUGGGGAUGUGUGUGGAGGAGCUGUCUCUCUCACACCCUCUCAUGUACACUCUGGUCUCGUAUUGGGUGGCACACUAGGCCUGCAUGCUCAGUGUGUGUUGUUGAGUGAGUGGCCAUGGUCUGAAAGCUUUAAGUUGUACAGUAUGUGACCACAGCCCACUGCUGCUGUCUGACACCACAGUGGAUUUUUUUUGCUCCCCCAUUUUUACACCAUGUUGUCAAACACACGCUAGAUUCCAGGAACAAUAAAACUAUUUUCUCAUG
Molecule: messenger RNA, 3205 nt
Organism: Chelmon rostratus (copperband butterflyfish)
Lineage: Eukaryota; Metazoa; Chordata; Actinopteri; Chaetodontiformes; Chaetodontidae
Gene: ak4
Product: adenylate kinase 4
Exons: 5
Coding region: 379-1059 (226 amino acids)
Biological process (GO): nucleobase-containing compound metabolic process
Cellular component (GO): mitochondrion; cytoplasm
Molecular function (GO): ATP binding; nucleoside diphosphate kinase activity; AMP kinase activity
Source: RefSeq, a predicted model, not a curated record